GGCGCUGGCGGGAGCGGCGCCUCCCGCCCGGGGUGAGCGGCGCGCGCGGCGGCCCAGCGGCACAGAGCGCGGAGCGGGAAGGGAGGGCUGGAGCGCAGACGGCCGACGCGCGGGGGCUGCCAUGGGCGCGCACUGACCCGCUGCUCAGCGCGAACUUCCUUGGCGGCGCGGAGCUCCCCGGCUGGCGGUGCGUCUCCUCCGUCACCAUGAAAGACGACUUCGCAGAGGAGGAGGAGGUGCAUUCCUUCGGUUACAAGCGGUUUGGUAUUCAGGAAGGAACACAAUGUACCAAAUGUAAAAAUAACUGGGCACUGAAGUUUUCUAUCAUAUUAUUAUACAUUUUGUGUGCCUUGCUAACAAUCACAGUAGCCAUUUUGGGAUAUAAAGUUGUAGAGAAAAUGGACAAUGUUACAGGUGGCAUGGAGACAUCUCGCCAAACCUAUGAUGACAAGCUCACAGCAGUGGAAAGCGACCUGAAAAAAUUAGGGGACCAGACGGGGAAGAAAGCUCUCAGCACCACCUCAGAACUCUCCACCUUCAGAUCAGACAUCCUGGACCUUCGUCAGCAACUUCGUGAGAUUACGGAAAAGACCAGCAAGAACAAAGAUACUCUGGAGAAGUUGCAGGCGAGCGGCGAUGCGCUGGUGGACCGGCAGAGUCAACUGAAAGAAACUUUGGAGAAUAACUCUUUCCUCAUCACCACUGUCAACAAAACCCUCCAGGCCUACAAUGGCUAUGUCACGAAUCUGCAGCAAGACACAAGCGUGCUGCAGGGCAAUCUGCAGAGCCAAAUGUAUUCUCACAACGUGGUUGUCAUGAACCUCAACAACCUCAACCUGACCCAGGUGCAGCAGAGGAAUCUCAUCACGAGUCUGCAGCGCUCCGUGGAUGACACAAGCCAGGCAAUCCAGCGGAUCAAGAAUGACUUCCAAAACCUACAGCAGGUUUUCCUUCAAGCCAAGAAGGACACAGACUGGCUGAAGGAGAAGGUGCAGAGCUUGCAGACGCUGGCUGCCAAUAACUCCGCCUUGGCCAAGGCCAACAACGAUACCCUGGAGGACAUGAACAGCCAGCUGGGCUCUUUUGCGGGGCAGAUGGACAACAUCACCACGGCCUCCCAAGCCAACGAGCAGAACCUGAAAGACCUGCAGGAUGUACACAGGGAUGCAGAGAACAGAACGGCCAUUAAAUUCAACCAGCUGGAGGAACGCUUCCAGCUCUUCGAGGCAGAUAUUGUGAACAUCAUUAGCAACAUUAGCUACACAGCUCACUACCUGCGGACGCUGACCAGCAACCUGAAUGAAGUCAGGACCACAUGCACGGAUACGCUGACCAGACACACAGACGAUCUGACCUCCCUGAAUAACACGUUGGCCAACAUCCGUUUGGAUUCUGUUUCUCUCAGGAUGCAGCAGGAUAUGAUGAGGUCACGGUUGGACACGGAAGUGGCCAACUUAUCUGUGAUUAUGGAAGAAAUGAAGCUAGUGGACUCCAAGCAUGGUCAGCUCAUCAAGAAUUUCACGAUACUCCAAGGUCCUCCUGGCCCCAGGGGUCCGAAAGGUGACAGAGGACAGCAGGGACCCCCAGGUCCCACUGGCAAUAAGGGACAGAAAGGAGAGAAGGGGGAGCCUGGGCCACCCGGCCCAGCCGGUGAGAGGGGCCCAAUCGGGCCAAUUGGCCCCCCCGGAGAGCGUGGCAGCAAAGGCUCCAAGGGCCUGCAGGGCCCCAAAGGCUCCCGUGGGUCCCCUGGGAAGCCCGGCCCUCAGGGCCCCAGUGGGGACCCAGGCCCCCCUGGCCCGCCUGGCAAGGAAGGACCCCCGGGCCCUCAGGGCCCUCCUGGCUUCCAGGGACUACAGGGCACCGUGGGGGAGCCCGGGGUGCCGGGGCCACGGGGACUGCCGGGCUUGCCGGGGGUGCCAGGCAUGCCAGGCCCCAAGGGCCCCCCUGGCCCCCCAGGCCCAUCAGGGCCAGCGGCACCCAUGGCCCUGCAGAGCGAGCCCACCGCAGCGCCCGAGGCCAACGGCUGCCCACCUCACUGGAAGAACUUCACAGACAAAUGCUACUAUUUUUCGGUUGAGAAAGAAAUUUUUGAGGAUGCAAAACUUUUCUGUGAGGACAAGUCUUCACAUCUCGUUUUCAUAAACACGAGGGAGGAACAGCAAUGGAUCAAAAAGCAGACGGUAGGGAGAGAGAGCCACUGGAUUGGCCUCACAGACUCAGAGCAGGAAAACGAGUGGAGGUGGCUGGAUGGCACGUCUCCAGAGUAUAAAAACUGGAAAGCUGGACAGCCAGAUAACUGGGGUCACGGCCACGGGCCAGGAGAAGACUGUGCCGGGCUGAUUUAUGCUGGGCAGUGGAAUGAUUUCCAGUGCGAGGACAUCAAUAACUUCAUUUGCGAGAAAAACAGGGAGACAGGUUGUUGUGAGGACUUAAGUAAGUUAAUAAAUGUGCCUACUACAUAGGAAGUAUGACGACUUAGGGAGUACUAGCAUCUGCAUUAUAAUGGACCAUGAUAUAAUAAUAGGAGCAAAUUUUCGGACAGUUCUCAAAGGCAAAGGAUACUUCUUUCUGAUUGCAUCAACUUCUCACCAGAUUGAAAAAAGCACUGAAAACCAAUUACUGAAAAAAUUGACAGCCAGUGUUCUUUACAAUCCACCAUUACUCAAGGACUUUGGGACAAAAAUGUCCCCCAGUAAUGAUAUAUUGAUUUUCAGUAUGCAAAUGGACUGAAUGGCAUAGAUUUUCCUCAGCUAGUAACCGUACUGUUAUGCAAAUCGUAUCUUCCAGAGUAUGGAACACUCCAAUCAGAGAAAGCUUAUCAUUGGUUAUUGAGCUUUAGGAAGAACCGGAAACAUACUGUGUAAACAGUACCUUACAUUUCUAAAAUCCCAAAUGUAGGAAAAAUAUGCAGACAUACAGAUAUAUAAGCCAACUCUUAGUAACAAUAAGAAAUACACUUAAAGAGCUUUUAAAAACUUUGUAUUUUUGUACAAAAUAUUUGCCUUUUUACAAUUGUUUUCCUUUUUAUCCUUUUUUUUUUUUUUUGUCAUUUUACCAAUAUAGUACAUGAAACCAAAGAAAACAAUAAUGGUACUAAUAACUCAUAGGGUUAUUUGUCAGAUUUAAUUCUACCCAGUGGCAGAGAAUUUGUUUUCAGCUGUGGUUUUAAAAAAUUAUUAAAUAUAUGUGUGUAUAUAUAUAUAUAUUUUUUAAUGUAUCAUUUCCUCAGAGGAGUCAAUCACUUGAAAUAUCUAGAAAUGUCCUUGCAGAUUUUGCCUGUGUAGGUCAAGCCUGAGCAUACAUGUGUCAGUCAAGUGGGCUCUGUAUUCAGUGAAUCCAUCAGCAACCAACAUUCUUGCUGUGUGUCUGCCAGACUCAGAGGAAGUGGUCAACUCAGGAUGUGCUUUUAUUUCAUUUUGGUGGAGUCAGGGGUGGUGGAGAGGCAUCUGUUGGAAAAGGCAGAGCACCUGAAUCUGGCUAUCUAGAAGGCCCUGAUGUUUGAAUAUACUUGGUAUCAGACCCAUCAGAGCUGACACUGAAUGUCAGCCCUGCUAUGGGUCAUCACAUUGGCCAAAGGCAGAGAUGCUAAAAAGAUGGGGACAGCUAUAUGCUACCUAGAAAGUUUGUGUUUCCUUAAGUCAGAUUCAAAAAAUACUAAUAAUAAUAAUUCCAAAGCACAUGCAUGAUGAAAAGCAAGAAUAAACUUUUGGCCACUAUGUUGAACUCUUGCAAAGAACCUUUCCUCUGAGCCCAUCUUCCUUCAACUCCUUGACUUUGCCAUUGAAAAGUCAAACAUGAAAUGUGCUGAAAAUAGGCUUAGAUGUAACUGAUGCUCAAAGGUAAGAUUUCCAUCAACAGAUACCCUCUCCUCCCUUCCCAAGGAGCUCCCCAGGCAGUGCUGCUACCUAUCCCACAUACGAUGGUAAAAGAAUAAAGACAGAGUUUGACUUUCAUACCUG
Molecule: messenger RNA, 3959 nt
Organism: Sus scrofa (pig)
Lineage: Eukaryota; Metazoa; Chordata; Mammalia; Artiodactyla; Suidae
Source: RefSeq, a predicted model, not a curated record